Brassica rapa (field mustard) is the source of this 4347-nucleotide messenger RNA. Its product is annotated as polygalacturonase ADPG1. Gene Ontology annotation, biological process: carbohydrate metabolic process. The record is from RefSeq and is a predicted model, not a curated record. Lineage: Eukaryota; Viridiplantae; Streptophyta; Magnoliopsida; Brassicales; Brassicaceae. Gene Ontology annotation, molecular function: polygalacturonase activity.
AUUAGGUUAUCUAUAGUGUGAAACGAAACUUAAGGAGUUGUUCGGAAAUAUUUAUGUCCCAAAGCAUUCAAAUUCUACAUUAUUUGCUAUCAUUUUCAGUUUCUGAAUGUUUCUUUGCUAUUUUAUCAACAGUAAUUAAAAUAUAAUGAGUAAAACAAAACAUACAUUGAAAUAUUGGCAUCCACGAAAGCGAUGAGCAAGUUGAAUCUUAACCUUUAAUUAAGAAAAAUACAAGACAGUAGAUUCAGAGAAGGAAGCAACAAUUACGGCGAGGUUAUAACAACGACUUGACAAAUUUCCAAAACUAAUAUCGGCCAUAUUUUUAGGUCUCGCAAGCAAACUUCGCAAGAACAUAUUAUAUUUGUAUUAGUCAAAUGGUAAUUUAUCACAAAGUUGAAUAUUUUGUAUGAAAGGGAUAGUUACGUUAUCUUUUGUGGUUAUUAAUCGAUAAGAAAAUAUGUAUGGACAUCAACUCUUUGUCUUUGUUCUUGAUGUACUUAUUAUGUUACUUGAAACCGUGAUGAUUAUACAGUAAAUACUAAAACUAUAUAAUCAUUGCAUUUUGUCAACCAAAAUUUUGAAACAAGGUGACUGGAUACGUAUAUAUCUACCUAACCACAUUAAUUAGACGAUCCAAUAUGAAUUUUAUGCGUAAACCAAAUAUAGAUCACAAUGAACAACUAACCUAUUACAUACGAGAUGUUAGAGACUAGAUUAUAGUUAAUCAAGUAUUUUUUUCAGACGGUUAGCUGGUCUCAAGCUUCCACGUUGAAUCUUGAAAGUAAUAGUGAUUCUAGCCCUUUCUCACAAAAAUAAUAAUAAUAAUAAGAAUAGUGAUUCUAAAAAAUUUAAUUAUAAAUUAGCUCUUGAAAUGUUUUCGAAGUCAAAAGGUAUAUGUUUAGUGAUAAAUAUUGUAUUUAUAGACUAAUCAACCAUACAAAAUAAUGAGAUUGGUGAUGAAUUUUAGCCUUAUAUUUUGGAAAAUUUUCUCAAAUAGUUUUUUUUUAAAGUUUUUGUCACAAAAAAUCUUCGACAAAAAAUAAUCAAAAUAACCCAUCUUUAUUUUAAAAAUUUUAAAAAAAAAAUUAAAAAAAAUUAAAACUCUAUCACCAAAACUCCACCCCUUAAUUCUAAAUCCUAAAUCUAGAUUAAUUAACCCUAGGAUAAAAAUAUAUUUUUACUUUUUAAUCAAACUUAUUUUGGUCAUUUUCUUUAUUUUGGCUAUUUUUAUGAUAAAAAACUUAAAAAGAACUAUCAUAUAAAAUUUCUUUAUAUUAUUUUUCAUCAUUUGGGACAUUUUUAUAUUAAAACAUUUGGCGCUUUUGAUUUGAAUACAAAACGUGUUCCCAAGUACUGUAUAAAUUUGUUAAUUUACUUUCCAAAAAUAAUAUAAUGUUUGCAUGCACAAUUUGAAUAAAUCGUUAUUUUGACAUACUUUCACUCAUAACAUUAGGCAAUUCAAGUGCCGUUUACGUAUUUACAUUAUAUUUUCAGUUUGGUAUUUUUACACAUUAUACAUUGACGGUUGAUUGAGAUAAUCCAAGCUUUCAAAUUGGAGAACUUAAGGAAUUUAUUUUUCAGUACCAUAUAUGUCAACAUUCUGAAAUAUUUGGCAAAAUUACCAGAUUCACCAGAUGCUAAAAUUCAAAUGUAUUUUUUACUGUUCACGACUCUCUAGUUUAUAAAAAAUGCACAAUUAAAUAAUUUGCAGUUCGUUCAGACACGUGUACUAAACUCGAAUAUGACUUGUGCUGCCUAACAAUUCAAUAUCGGUUAUUGCAACUCGAGUUUGUCCUUCUAUAUUAAAAGGAAGUAGAUGAAAAAACCGAUAAACAUGAAACUUAAAAACAUUACAAUAACUAUGUGAUUAAAUACGCCAGCCAAAGAAAAAUUAUUACGUACUCCCUCUGUUUCAGAAAGAAGAAAGAUGUAUGUUUUAGAUUUUUCAAAUUUAUUAAAAAAACAUAUCAAAUUUUAGUUAUCAAUGUAUUAUUUUCUAUUAUCAACUAUUUUCCACAACUUUUAACCAAUAUUUUUUUUUAUAAACAUCAUUAUGUUUUUUGAAGUUUACAAUUUACAAUUAAUUUAUGCAUUGAAAAUAUAAAACAUACAUCUUUUUGAAACAAUUUUUUUUUCUAGAAUAUAGAUUUUUUUUAACGCAGGGAAUGUUUCUUCUGAAUUUUUUUCCUAAAAGAUACUAUAACCGCAAUUUCAACCUUUCACACACAAAAUAAAAAGCAAGAAAGAGUAAGGGACCUAAAACUACUACCGAACAUUGAGAUAGAGGAGACGACGACGUUAAAAAUCACUUUUGCUUAUAUGUUUUCAACUUUUUAUAUAUAUGUAUGGAUAUAGAUCACGUACUGCUUAGCUCAGUAAUUACACAUGAUGAAAUGUUACUGUGAAUGGUAUACAAUCAUGAACUCAAACUCUUUUUCUAAUAGAAAAGAAGAAAAAAAUAACUAACUAAAAUGUAAAACUCCCUAUCAAUCAAGCAAAAGUAAAUAAAAAUUCAAAUAGGGUAAGGCUAGAAGCUUAAAGUGAUGUUUUCGUAUCAAUCUCAAUCUCUCGCCAUACCUCCAACGCCAUUAAAACUUUAAUAAACCUAACUUUUUCUAUCCAUUAAGUUGUCUAUAAAUACACAUACUUCCCACAGCAAAGAGUCUCAUCUUACUCACAAGAAUCAUUCACACAGACACACUCUUUCUUAAAAACACCUUUUAUUUGAAUAAUACCGUUUCCAUCCUCCAAAAGGCUUUACUCGAGAUGGCACGUUGUUGCGUACCUCUUGCUAUUUUCUUAGGCGUUCUUUUGAUGCUCUCGUGGUGUGAAGCUUUGAGUAGCAACGUUGAUGAUGGAUAUGGUCAUGAAGAUGGAAGGUACGAAUCCGAUAGCUUAAUCAAGCUCAACAACGACGACGUUCUUACCUUGAAAAGCUCCGAUAAACCCACUCCCGAAUCAUCAACUGUUAGUGUAUCAGACUUCGGAGCUAAGGGAGAUGGAAAAACCGAUGAUACUCAGGCCUUCAAGAAAGCAUGGAAGAAAGCAUGUUCAACAAAAGAAGUUACUAGCUUCUUGGUUCCUAAAGGGAAGACUUAUCUCCUUAAGUCUACUCAGUUCAGAGGCCCAUGCAAAUCUUUACGUAGCUUUCAGAUCCUCGGAACAUUAUCAGCAUCUACAAAACGAUCGGAUUACAACAAAGACAAAAACCAUUGGCUUAUAUUGGAGCACGUUAACAAUCUAUCAGUCGACGGCGGCUCCGAGGGGACUGUUGAUGGAAACGGAAAAAUCUGGUGGCAAAACUCAUGCAAAAUCGACCGAUCUAAGCCAUGCACAAAAGCGCCAACGGCUCUAACUUUCUACAACUUAAUGAACUUGAAUGUGAAUAAUCUGAGAGUGAGAAAUGCGCAGCAGAUUCAGAUUUCGGUUGAGAAGUGCAACAAUGUUAAUAUAAAGAAUGUCGAGAUCACUGCUCCUGGCGAUAGUCCCAACACGGAUGGUAUUCAUAUUACUAACACCCAAAACAUUCGAGUCUCCAAUUCACACAUUGGAACAGGUGAUGAUUGUAUAUCCAUUGAGGAUGGAUCCCAAAAUGUUCAAAUCAAUGAUUUAACUUGUGGCCCCGGUCACGGAAUCAGCAUUGGGAGCUUGGGGGAUGACAAUUCCAAAGCUUAUGUCUCGGGAGUUAAUGUGGAUGGUGCUAAGCUCACUGAGACUGACAAUGGAGUAAGAAUCAAGACUUAUCAGGGAGGGUCAGGAACUGCCAAGAACAUUAAGUUUCAAAACAUUCGUAUGCAAAAUGUCAAGAAUCCUAUCAUAAUCGACCAGAACUACUGCGACAAGGACAAAUGCGAACAACAAGACUCAGCGGUGCAAGUGGACAAUGUGGUGUACCGGAACAUAAGCGGUACGAGCGCAACCGAUGUGGCAAUAACGUUUGAUUGCAGUGAGAAAUAUACAUGCAAAGGUAUUGUGCUUGACAAUGUGAACAUCAAAGGAGGAACAGCAUCUUGCAAGAAUGCGAACGUUAAGAAUCAAGGCUACGUUUCUCCUCAAUGCUCUUAAGUAACUACUUAGCUAAUUCUAUACUAAUAUACACACACACACAUAUAUAUAUAUAUAUAUAUAUAUAUAUAUAUACAUGUAUAUUGUACUCUACAUAUUGAUUCUUGCUAUGUGUAUAGAUAGUAAAGAUAUGGGGAAUAAACAUACAAUAGUCAAUAGUCGAAAGAUUUCUUGUCUUGUAUACUACUAUUGUUUUAGUGACAAAAAAAAAAAGUAUACUACUAUUGUUUAUUAUUUGUAUUUCCACGAAUAUGAAUAAGAUUAUGGGGUUGUCUGAUAUUC